Molecule: messenger RNA, 2376 nt
Organism: Linderina pennispora
Lineage: Eukaryota; Fungi; Kickxellomycota; Kickxellomycetes; Kickxellales; Kickxellaceae
Exons: 3
Coding region: 1-2376 (791 amino acids)
Molecular function (GO): protein binding
Source: RefSeq, a predicted model, not a curated record
AUGUGGGAUGCAGUCAUUCCUAUGUCCAAGCACAAGAGGUUUCGCAACGGGAUGCGUGGGAGUGAGCUGCAGAGGUUAAUGCAUCGGCUGCAGCGUGUCUGUCAUGGUCAGAUAGCGAGCAGCGAAGUUGCAGUUGGGCGGUGGAUCGAUACACUGCCCAAAGUACCAGCAGAUAUGAAGAGGCUGCAGCGGAUCGAAGCUGCGAUCGACAAUAGCGUAAAGCGGCUGGAUACACAUAGCAGGUUGCAGCGUGAGCUUGUGCUUACACAUAUCAAGGUCCUUGAUGUCCGAUCGGAGAUUGCGCGUAACAAACACACGGGCAGCAAGAGCGGACAGUAUCGACGGAGAUCGUUGCAUUGGCGCGGUAGUGGUGAGCUGCGCGAUACACGGGUAGCGCUUAUUGCCAAGGCAUUCCACGCCAACUGUCCUGGGCUUCUGUUGAAUCUCUUGCUUGAUUGGAACACUGGCGAGACGCUCGUGUCAGAGUACUUUCUUGAUCGGAUAUGCGCUCAGUUUUUGGACACGCCGGAGCGGAUAGAAGAGUCGUUUACAGCAAGCAGGCUCAUAAUACAGCAGCGAAGGCCGCAGCGCUGCAGGGGCGGAGGAAAGGCACAUCAACACGGUUCAAAGGACACGCUAUGGCAGAUGGACAACAUCGACUGUGCCAUCGUCGCACUGGAUAAUCUAGCUAAAGUGGAGCAACGGACAGGCGAAGAUGUGAUGAUCUCGUCGCUUGCGGUUAAGCUUAUGGACUGCUGCCAAGCAUUCAAUCAGACUCCCAAGGCAAAACGCGUUUUCCACAGGCAUAUCGAGCUACUGAAGCGCAAUCCAGCAGCAUACAAUAUCCUGCUUAUUCCCGAGGCAAAUGCCUACAACAUGUCCGAGGUUGUUUCGCUGCUACGAUUGAUGAAGCACAACGGUGCAAUUCCUGAUCCAGCGACCUGGACCGCAAUAAUCUAUGGCAUGUUUCGUAACGGGCGCGCGUUCCAGGCAAUGAAGCUGUUUUCACUGCAUUUGGAGUUUCUGCCUCGGAAAGCCGGAGGGGCAGGCGGCGAGAUGUUCAUGUCAGAGUCGAACAUCUGGCAGGAUUGGUAUGCGCAGCCAUCCAGCAGAUACGAAAUCCCGUCGUUCAUUACCAACUGGAUUCGAGCACUGGCCAACGAGUAUCACGAAUCACGAUCUGCGGACCGUGUCGUGCGACGAGGCAAGCGGACCGAUAUAACGCCCUGGCUACCAACGCUGGCAACGCACAAGCUCAUGCUCAAGUCUUUGGGAAAGCACGGGACCACAGCUGCACUAACAAAGUACGUCCAGCAUCUCAAGAGUGUCUGGCCGCAGUACAGCCAGUAUGCCGACUGGAAUAUGCAGCUUGGCGAGUCCAAGGGAAUACGUGCAAUCGAGCGGAUCAUGCACAGCCAUCUUGCCCAGCGGAUGCCAGAGAUACGCAGUGUAUAUGGACUCUAUCCAGUAGUGGACACCGACAAUACGGCGACGGCUGGGUAUUAUGCGCAUGUGGAUGAGAUGAUGGAUCUGGCAAAGAGGCGUCCGAGCAAUAUAGACGGUGGGAAGUCGACGGUGAGCAAAGUCCCUGAGCGAGUCAUCUUCAACAAGUCACUGAAUGCCUACGCAACAGAAGGCGACAUGCGCACCAUUCUGCAUCACAUGCGGCGGUUUCCAAUGCUCAACGAUAUUGCCUCGUGGACCGAGGUUGUCCGGUGCGUAUGUACGCAAAUUGUUGGUGAUCCAGGGAAUGAGCUUCUGCUGUACCCGCAGCUGCUAGGAGAUAACGGAAAAGACCUAUCGUGGGUUGCAGUUUUGUUCAGAUUGGCAAAGGAACUGUCGGCCCGUGGCAUAGACUUUAACAAUGUCACGUUUGGCGUCAUAGUGCAGACGGCAAUGUGCCUGAACGAUUUUAAGGCUGUGGGUCAGAUCAUAGAUUUCAUGGCGCACAACUCGACAACGCGGUUCAAUGUCGAUAUGCUGAAGAUGGUCAUUGGUGGCAGCAGCACCCCGUUCGAGAUCAAGCAGUCGCUGGUCAAGAGCAUGCUUGGUAUAGAUCGCCAUCAGCCAGGCAGCAGCAAGAAUGGGGGGAUCAGUUUCGGCGUGUCAACGAUCAAGCCUGACCGCCGGCUUUUGUCGCUGCUCGUUGCCUCGGUUAGAACCGCCUGGGAUAUGCGCCUGCUACGUGACUUGGCCGACACAUUCGAGUUGGAGUACGAUAUCAAGAUGGCCGGCUCCGACUAUGCCAAGCUUCUGACUGUGUGCCGAGAGAAUCAGCUGGACCUGGCGGCACGGGUCUGGAUUGAUCGCAUGGUGGCUUCCCAUACACCAAUCUCAGGCAAACUGGCAGAGUUGCUGGCAGUUCUUCGACUAUAG